AAGCAGCAGCAACAGCAGCAGCAACAACAGAAGCAGCAGCAGUAGCAACAGAAGCAGUAGCAACAGAAGCAGUAGCAACAGAAGCAGCAGCAACAGCAGCAACAGAAGCAGUAGCAACAGAAGCAGCAACAGUAGCAACAGAAGCAGCAGCAGUAGCAACAGAAGCAGUAGCAACAGAAGCAGCAACAACAACAGCAGCAGCAGCAACAGCAGCAGUAGCAACAAAAGCAGGAACAACAGAAGCAGCAGCAGUAGCAGCAGAAGCAGUAGCAGCAACAAAAGCAGUAGCAACAGAAGCAGGAACAACAGAAGCAGCAACAACAGAAGCAACAACAACAGUAGCAACAGAAGCAGCAGCAACAGCAGCAGCAGCAGAAGCAGCAGCAACAGCAACAGCAGCAACAGCAGCAGCAGCAACAGCAACAUCAGCAACAGCAGCAGCAACAACAGAACCAACAGAGUCAGCAGCAGCAGCAGCAACAGAGUCAGCAGCAGCAGAAGCAGCAACAGAAGCAGCAGCAGAGGCAGCAGCAGCAACAGAAGCAGCAGCAGUAGCAACAGCAGCAGCAGGAGGAUCGCGAUCUGCAGAGCAUGCGACACGAGCCUCACCGACUCGGACCGCACAGCCGAGGCCACCACGUCCCCGCUCGGCCCGCGUCACAACAACAACCACAACCACCACUACCACCACCACAACCACCACCAUGCCGAGGAUGUUCCCCGGCAGAGGCGAGCCGAAGGGGUCACCCCACCGCGGGGUCACGACGUCGGCCACCGCCACUGCGGCCGCCGCCGCCACCUCCGGCGAGACGGCGACAGCGGCCCGGGGCCACGGGAGGCGCGAGCUGAACCCGUCCGUCGUCGUGGCCGAGGAUCGACCGCCGGUCUUCAAAGGUACCGACCGACCGACCUUGGCGGCGGAGCCGGGCUCAGAAUUUUUUUUUUUUUAUGUCAAAAUGAGAAUAUCACUCCGACGUGUCGUCGUGUAUUUUGGGCGCGACGUGGAGUUGAAAUGACCACAACACCGCCACCACCGCCACCGCCACGCUGAACAACAACACGAGAUGACGCGGAACGGCAGAUGCGCACGACCGGACAGCCACGAGGGACAGCUGCACGGCGCCGCUCCGACAAAAGUUGCCGGCAUCGGUGGGCAAUAAACAACAGCGGGGGUUUGUCGAUUGUAGUUCCCCCUCGUCCUAGCGGCGUGCUCAGCGACCCGGCCCUGCAAGUUCCCCAGCGCGCUGGCACCGUCCAGCCGGCAACAACUUCUUGUCCACGCAGUCGUGCGCGUCGAUGAUCACAGCGAUGAUGAUGAUGACGACGAUGACAACAUCGAUGAUGAUGACGACAGCGAUGAUGACGACGACAAUGACGAUGACGACAGCGAUGAUGAUGACGACAACGACGAUGAUGAUAAUCACGACAAUGAUGAUGAUGACGACAACGAUGAUGAUGAUGACGACGCGACGGUCGCGUUCGGUUGCUGCCGCAGGAGGUACCAGGAUCCACGUGUCGCUGUCUCUGCGCAUCGACUUGGUGUUCAGCGUCGCUCUGCUCGACCCGGCGUCGCCCCAGCGCCGAGCUCUGGUGGAGAACUUUCACGAGACCAUCGAUCCGUUUUUUUGGAAGGUCUCCGGAUUCCAAGACCUCAUCAUCAAGAGAAUACGGAACGGCAGCACCAUCGUGGACACGGCCGUCGUGUUCCUGGCCGCACCGAUCCGCCACCACCUCUGGGACCUGUCCGAGGUGGUGCGCGCCAGCGGCCUCCAAGACGCGCUGGCGGACGGGGUCUUCGUGAGCGGCGCCCGGGUCGUGGAGGUCGUCCUCGACGAGCGGCGGGCCGCGCUGUGCGGCCGCGCGUUCGUGUGCGCCGCCGGCUUCGCGUGCGCAGAGCCCACGCGCCGCGGCCGUGCGCCCGUCUGCUCCUCGCGCUGCCACGCGGGGUUCUGCCUCAACGACGGCGUCUGCAGCCACCGGCCUCCGGAGGGACCCGCGUGCCGGUGCCCCGUGGGUGAGGAUUUUUGGUUUGUGGGGCGGCACUGCGACGAGAAGGUGACGGCCGAGAGUCACGGCCUGGGCCGAGUGGCCGGGGUCGCCCUGGGGGUCGCCGCGGCCCUGGCGGCCGCCGUGGCCACCCUGGCGGUGCUCGUGGCGAGGAGGAGGAGGAGACAGUGCCAGCACGUGACCCCCGCAGUGAAGGACACGGAGCAAGAGCACAGCAGCAGUUACCGGCGCUUCAGCCGCUGCGACGAGAUCUGGUCGCGACCGGCACGGAGCUCCUGGACCUGGGGGUCGGCGCAGUCCCUGGCGAGCGAAGAGGCGGCGGCGGCGGCUGUGCCCGUGCUGGCGGGACCCGCGGCCCGGGGUCCGAACGAGGCCCCCACCGGUCACCCUCGCGGAGGCCUGGGGCGGGCCGGGCGAGCAGGUAUCAGUUUGCAGUCGGGACUCAACGUCCUGGACUCGGGCUUAGCGAGCGACACGUCGGCGUCCAGCCUGGACCGGGGCGGCCCGGCCGUCGUCCACCGGCCCAGCCGCUCCCCCGGCCCUCGUCGUCAGCCAGCGCACGUGUCUCCCCGGCUUCUGAACAGGCGGCCGUACUCGUACUGCGAAGGCCUGGAGCUUGUGGAGAUGGACUGGCUGUGCCACGCUGACACGAACUGUCCAACGAUGAAGGCCACUAAGUUGGUGGGAAAAAAGAGUGAACCGUCACCAUCAAACAUCCGUGAACUGUCACCGAAAAUAAACCGUGAAUUGUCGGUUGUAAAAUAGAUUAACUGUUUGGGGUAAAAUCCCUUAACUUGUCAGCUACGAUAAUGUUGUAUGGAAGAGGAGCAGCAGCAUUUUACAGUUUGGCAUCAAGUGUUGAUAUCCAGUCAAUUUCUUAGGGAGACGCAGAGUUAAUUGUCAGAGAUGUUUCCAGUGGGGAAUGAGCAACAGCGGACAUUUGUGUUCACCAAACGUUCCAUUGCUGUUCACAGCAUUCACUCUGUUGGGUGUAAUUGAGUCUGCAUGUGUGCAGAAGCCACGCGUGAAUGAGUGUGCAUGAGUGAGUGUAGGAGGUGGGGAGCGGUAGUGUCGUGGUUAGCACGCUGCACUAGGAACCCGGCGACCAAAGUUCAAUUCCAGCUCACGGCCACCACCAGUAACGAUAUUCUGAACAGGUCCUGGGCCUGCUCUAGGUCGACUCAGCCUCAAAUGAGUAACUGGUGCGGUGUGUAAAAACAUCGCCAAUGAGGAGACAAAGGCGGUCGGGUGCGGUGCUGGCCACCCACCCCCUCGUGUACCGUGCCGGCCUUCUUAGGUGCUCGCUAACAGCACUUGCCCCAACAGCCUGUUAAGGCUAUACGGGGGAUCUUUGUAUUUCUAUGAAGCAGUCAUAUCGGCCAAGCCAUGGCACCUGGGUCUGCCCUGUGACCUUCUGUCAGCGAGCCUGCCACAUUGCACGUGACAGCCUCAAAGUGCACCUAGCUUGGCACAAGCACCGUGGUGACGUCACCGUGUAGCGGUCAUUAUGCUGCACUACAAACUUGGGGCUCGAUUCCCGAUCACGGCCAACACCGGUGACGAUUAUCUCAACCGGUCCUGGGCUCCUCCCCUAGGUCGACUCGGCCUCAAACGAGUACCUGGUGCGGUGUGUAAACAUCGCCACUAGGAAGACAAAGGCGGUCGAGCGUGGUGCUGGCCAUCCACCUCCUCAUGUUCCGUGCCGGCCCUUCAUAGGGGCUCGCUAAUAGCAAUUGCCCCCCACAGUCUGCUAAGGCUACACGGGGGACCUUUGUCUGUGUGUGUUGAGGACGACCGGGGUGAGUUUGGUGCGUGGAGUUCUGCGCGCGCGCGCGUCUGCCUUUGUAGAUGGGUUUGUGUUGUGUGAGUCGGUGUUGGUGGGUUUGUGUUGGUGUGUGUUGUGUGAGUUGGUGUGUGUUGUGUGUGUUGGUGGGUUUGUGUUGGUGUGCGUUGUGUGAGUUGGUGUGUGUUGUGUGUGUUGUUGGAUGUGUGUUGUGUGUGUUGGUGUGUGUUGUGUGUGUUGGUGGGUUUGUGUUGUGUGCGUUGUGUGUGUUGGUGGGUUUGUGUUGUGUGUUGGUGGGUUUGUGUUGUGUGAGUCGGUGUGUUUGUGUUGUGUGCGUUGUGUGUGUUGGUGGGUUUGUGUUGUGUGUUGGUGGGUUUGUGUUGUGUGAGUCGGUGUGUGUUAUGUGUGUUGUUGGGUGUGUCGGUGGGUUUGUGCUGUGCGCAUUCGUACUGCGUGCUGUGCAUAUCUGCGCCGCGUGUGUUUCUUGGCUGUCUGGCCGUCUUUGUGCCGGUGCGGCGGCAUUGUUGUUGAGACAUUCGGUGAGCCCCCGGCGCAUUUCGUAUAUUGACUAAAGUAUUUUCUGUCUCCUACCUCAGCAUUUGUUGUUGGGGUGUUGUUGUUGAUUGUUCGUAUUAAACGCGACAGCCUCGCAAAA
Molecule: messenger RNA, 4445 nt
Organism: Lethenteron reissneri (Far Eastern brook lamprey)
Lineage: Eukaryota; Metazoa; Chordata; Hyperoartia; Petromyzontiformes; Petromyzontidae
Product: interphotoreceptor matrix proteoglycan 2-like
Biological process (GO): visual perception
Source: RefSeq, a predicted model, not a curated record